CGCCGCCGCCGCCAUUUUGGAGCGACCCCAGCGCCGCCCGCGGCCCGAGCCGGUCCCGAGCCGCUGGCCGGCCCGCGCCGUGUCCGGGGGCGCCGCGCCCGGCCGGGCCCAUGUGCGUGCGGCUGGCCCCAGGCCGCCCGGGCUCGCCUCCCCCCGGGCCUCCGAGGAGCCGCCGCGACGCCCGGCCCGCGGGGCAGGUGAAGAGAGUAUAAAUCUUCUACUGAGUGAAAAAAUCUUUCUUAAAGUUACAUAUAGUCCAAGAAAAAAACCCCAAAUGUUUUUAUAUUUUGUUUGAGUAUAAAAUUAAGCAAGAAGUUUCCAUAAAAGAUACCCAUCCACACUCCUCACAGGAGAAAUGGGAAGAUCUCAGGACCCCGAAGAAAACUGAGUGGAGGGUUCGACUGUGGGGUCACUUGCACUGCCAGUCAAAGGCCCCUCUGACAGUGUGUGCGGAUCCUGGCCCUAGGGAAGCCCAGGCUGGGCCGUUGGUUAGCUCGGUCUGGCAAGCUUCGUGGCCGUCACCAUGUUCUGGAAGUUUGACUUGAACACCACGUCCCACGUCGACAAAUUGUUGGAUAGGGAGGAUGUGACGUUGCGAGAGUUAAUGGAUGAAGAUGAUAUCCUGCAGGAGUGCAAGGCUCAGAACCAGAAGCUGCUGGGCUUCCUCUGCAGGCAGCGGUGUAUGGAGGAGCUAGUGAGCCUCAUUACACAGGACCCGCCCCUGGACAUGGAGGAGAAGGUCCGCUUCAAGUAUCCAAACACAGCCUGUGAGCUGCUGACUUGUGAUGUGCCGCAGAUCAACGACAGACUAGGAGGGGAUGAGACUCUGCUGAACCUUCUUUACGAUUUCUUGGACCACGAGCCGCCUCUCAAUCCUCUGCUUGCCAGUUUUUUCAGCAAGACCAUUGGUAAUCUCAUUGCAAGAAAAACUGAACAGGUGAUUCAGUUCUUGAAGAAGAAGGACGGGUUCAUCAGCCUGCUGUUGAGGCACAUCGGCACCUCAGCCCUCAUGGACCUGCUGCUGCGCCUCGUCAGCUGCGUGGAGCCGGCUGGGCUCCGGCAGGACGUCCUGCAUUGGCUUAAUGAAGAGAAGAUCAUCCAGAGACUCGUGGAAUUGAUCCAUCCGAGUCAGGAUGAGGAUAGACAGUCCAACGCCUCUCAGACCCUCUGUGACAUCAUCAGGCUGGGCAGAGAGCAGGGCGGUCAGCUGCAGGAGGCUCCGGAGCCCGACCCCCUCCUCACAGUGCUGGAGUCGCAGGAGUGCGUGGAGCAGCUUCUGAAGAACAUGUUUGACGGAGACCAGACUGAGAGCUGCCUCGUUAGUGGGACUCAGGUGUUACUUACCUUGUUGGAGACAAGGCGGGCUGGGACAGAGGGCUUGGUGGACUCCUUUUCUCAGGGACGGGAAGGGCUGUGUACCGUCAGCAGCGGCAUACUGCAUGGCAUUGAGCCACGGCUGAAGGACUUCCACCAGCUUCUGCUCAGCCCGCCGAAGAAAGUGAGCUUCAUGCAGGUAGGGAUUCUGGAACAUUGGGUUAACGAGAAGGUGGACACGUCAUGCUGCCAUGCAUGGGGUCAGGAAACACCUGCGUCCAGUGUGACAAGGCCACUGUUACCCGUGUCCUCCGAGAGUCUUCGUGAGAAGACAGCAAUCCUGACCACCAUCGGCGUGCUGGAGGAGCCUCUGGGGAACGCCCGUCUGCACAGUGCCCGCCUCACAGCUGCGCUGCUGCACACAAACACGCCCAGCAUCAACCAGGAGCUCUGCCGGCUCAACACCAUGGGUUUGCUGCUGGACCUGUUUUUUAAGUACACUUGGAAUAACUUCUUGCACUUCCAAGUGGAACUAUGCAUUGCCGCCAUCCUGUCCCACGCUGCCCGGGAGGACAGGGCGGAAGCCAGCGGACCGGAGAGCGGGGUGCAGCUUCUGCCCGGGAACGGGGGCCCAGACACCCCCCCGCCUGCCGCCAGCCGCCCUGAGAGCACAAUGGUGACCCAUCUGUUCCAGAAGUGCUGCCUGGUCCAGAGGAUCCUGGAGGCCUGGGAAGCCAAUGAUCAUGCUCAGGCAGCGGGCGGCAUGAGGCGCGGCAACAUGGGCCACCUUACCCGGAUCGCCAACGCGGUGGCGCAGAACCUGGAGAAGGGCCCCGUGCAGACCCACAUCAGCGACGUCAUCCGAGGGCUCCCUGCGGACUGCCGAGGGCGCUGGGAGAACUUUGUGGAGGAGACCCUGGCGGAGACCAACCGCAGGAACGCUGUGGACCUGGUAAGCACCCACCACCUUCACCCCUCGAGUGAGGAUGAGGACAUGGAGGGCGUUUUCCCUAAUGAGCUGUCCCUGCAGCAGGCUUUCUCCGAGUACCAGGUCCAGCAGAUGACGGCCACCUUCGUGGAUCAGUUUGGCUUCAACGACGAGGAGUUUGCUGACCAGGAUGACAGUGUCACUGCUCCCUUUGAUAGGAUCGCGGAGAUCAACUUCAGCAUUGGUGCUGAUGAGGACAGUCCCAGCGCAGCUCUGUUUGAGGCCUGCUGCAGUGACCACAUCCAGCCCUUUGAUGAUGACGAGGAGGAUGACAUCUGGGAGGACAAGGAGAUGCACUGCACUGCCCGGGUGACGGCCAGAGCCAGGUUUGGGGGUCCUCACACCUCAGAGAGCUGUUCCAAGAAUGGCCUGGAACGUGGAGGCCAGGACAGGAAGGAGGGUUUGGAAGCAGACAAGGAUGCCGCUCGGGCAGGUGCCCCUCUGGCUUCUACCCAGAAGGAAGGUCCUCGCUUGGAGGGUGGCUCAGAAGGCACCUCGUGGACGGUGUUUGACGAGCCGGUGAACUCGCCGGCACCGGCCCCGGGAGUGGCGGUGGAUGUGGGUUCCAACGUGUGGGCAGCCAGCACCCCCAGCUCCUCGGCUUUGGAGGAAAAAGGCUGGGCCAAGUUCACCGACUUCCAGCCUUUCUGCUGCUCCGAGUCGGGGCCUAGGUGCAGUUCCCCAGUGGACAUGGGCCACGGCGAUGCCCAGGAUGGCCCGAAGCAGGGCCCCGAGAGAGCCCUAGGCCCGGCUUCCCCAUGUGCCUGGAGCGCCUGUGUCACCAGGAAGGCCCCCUUGGUGGUCUCCGACCACGGUGAGGACGAGCAGAAGAUGGCUGGUGCCUUGGAAGCUGUCAGUCUGGGUCCCAGCCGGGAGGCUCCCCUGCUGCCCGCAUCAGUCCCCAGGGCGGACACGCUGUCAGACCCCACCUCCCCCACGCCUGCAGAAGCAACCUCCACCUCGGCCGUGGCUGUCCCCCCCGAGGCUGCUGUGGCGGCCAGCCCAGCACCGAGCAAGGCCAGCCCCGCCCCAGCCACCGUGGCAGGCUCCCCGGGGCCUGCGGUGGCCGUCAGCUCUGCGGCCCCAGCCACGUGCACGGUAGCCAUCCUGGGCACCGUGACGAGAGACAGGAAGAUGGACUCACCACCCCCUGCAGGAGCCGCCUCGAACGGCCCCGUGUGAUGCUGCUGCCGCCCAGCCACGGCGCGCCCUUAUCGAGAAAACUACCUGGUGAUGAUGCAAUUUGUCUUUUUAAUUUAAUUUAAUUUAAUUUUAAAAUAAAUGCUGCAUUGGUAGGGCUGCCAGUUGGAACCAGUCGGACAGCCCAGCUUGCGUCUCUCCUGCCUGACCCCAGCUCCGCGCACAGCAAUAAGGCCUCCGACGUGCGCUCUGCCGGCGGGAGCCGGGGGCCGCGACCCCAAGACGCGUGCGCACGGAGGGCCGCGAUGGGCGUGGAUGCCGUGGGCUCCGAGCCUCAGUUUUUACGGAUUUUUUUUUUAAACAAACGCAGGAAAGAGCCACGUGUUUGCACUUUUGUGUCCAGCCACAGCAAAGGGUCUCCCUGGCUCUGGGGACAGAUGUGGGUCUGGAGCUGGACUGGCCAGACAGGGUCUUAGCUGCCCAGCGUCCCUGGGAGCUGGCCUUGAGCCAGGCUGCAAAAUUUGACUGCCUUAAAAUAAGACCCUCACGGCCUGGUGGGGCAGUUGGGGCACCUGGCGGGGGCUGGCCAUGGGUGUGCAGGAUGGGGCGCGGGGGUGCGGAGACUGGCCUCAGCGGUGCCGGGUGGGGUGGGGUCUGCACCUGUUGGGGAGGGCAGGGCCAGGCCACGUUGUCCUGGAGGGGUCUGUAGGAUUAUUUUGUGUUGAGUCCAUUUUUAAUGUUCUGAUAAUCUGACAGGGCACCCAAGACCCCAACUCCCAAUAAAAGUUGUGUUAUUCUUACUGAUAA
Molecule: messenger RNA, 4249 nt
Organism: Mirounga angustirostris (Northern elephant seal)
Lineage: Eukaryota; Metazoa; Chordata; Mammalia; Carnivora; Phocidae
Gene: PPP6R2
Product: protein phosphatase 6 regulatory subunit 2
Exons: 26
Coding region: 524-3484 (986 amino acids)
Cellular component (GO): nucleus; cytosol
Molecular function (GO): protein phosphatase regulator activity; protein phosphatase binding
Source: RefSeq, a predicted model, not a curated record